Messenger RNA from Daphnia carinata, 2933 nucleotides. Its product is annotated as cylicin-2-like. The coding region runs from base 310 to 2469 and encodes 719 amino acids. The record is from RefSeq and is a predicted model, not a curated record. Lineage: Eukaryota; Metazoa; Arthropoda; Branchiopoda; Diplostraca; Daphniidae. The transcript is spliced from 6 exons.
GCAAUGGUGAUAGAAAUGUUUGGGCUAAUGGCGGACAUUGCGUUUACAAAAACGCGUUACACGUUUAAUUGCUUGUUUUACGUGUGUGUUUUUUUCUUUUCAUAGAUGAAGGAUUAACAAUCUUUGUUAUUAAUCAAGCGUAGUGUUCCGUAAAAAGUUUCAGAUUAUUUCCGGUGUUCCAUCUGUUGAUUUCUCGGACUAAGGAUUCAUUGAGCUUAUUGAGCCAGUUCCAAGAGUGUUGCAUCUUUUUAGUUAAAUGACUUUCUGUUUCAUUAUAACUCCAAGGAGUUGAAGCUGGAAGCCAACAUAAUGAGUUCGCCAAGUUCAAUUACAUCAACUGAAAACUCCAACAAGAAAGCUGAAGACUCUCAUCUUGCUUUAAAACAAGAACCCAGCAUAGUGACCGAUGAUGGAGUUAAAAACAAUUCAGCUGUUGCCAAAACAGAACAACCAGCUCAACCACCAGUUACAAAUGGUGCCUUAGCAGAAAGUGAAGUGAAGGUUGUGGGAAAUGGACUUGAAUCAUCAACAAAUGGACAAGAGGAGAAGCCUGUCAGUGAUGGGCCUCAUCGAGAAGUUCCAGCUCUCCUUCCACUCGGACCUAUCACUUCACCACCUUCCACUGUCCAACAGAGCACCAUACCCUCCCUGAGUCCUAAUCCACCUGCACGACAACCUUUGCCUCAGCUACUACCCAUGAAUGCUACUACAGCACCUGUUGUGGCCACCAAGAGUGCACCACCACCACCACCCCCUUCUAAUCCUGUUGCUAAAACUAGAGCAAGAACAUCUUUGUCUGUCUCUACUCCUGCAAGCUCAUCCAAAGAACAGUCACCUUCUGGGCCUUCAACAAGAAGUAAGAAGGAAGAUGAAGAACCUGUAGAGCAACCUGUUCCAGAAAAAGAAAUAAAGAAGAGAAAGAUUGUUUCCAAAAAGCGGCAUUCGGUUGCAUCAUCAGAUUCAACGGAAAAAGGCGAUAUUGACUCUGGUGGCGAUGGUGACGCUGGACGAAAGUCGAAGCGUGCUAGAACCCGAACGCAACCGUUUCAGAGCUCCGACAUGGACGUCAAUCUGCUUCGAGUUAUGAAAGCUUCAGCGGCCGCUCAAGCGGCAGCAGCGGCUCAGGUGGCUAAAGCCAAUGAAGAAAAGCUUGUUGUGUUUUUUAAAGGAGAAUUUCUAGCUGUUAGAAAUGCAGAAGGAGGUUUUUAUAUCUGCCAGGCUACACAAAACAUUUGUCGAGGCGGACACAAAAUCCGAAUUCGUUGGCUUUCCCAGGAAGAUACCAAAAAUAAGAAAAAAGCAAAAGCUUCCGGUUCUUCGGAAACGGUCAAGGAUGAAAGUGGAUUUGACAUUUACACUCCUGAUUUUUAUGACAAUACCGACUUCGAGUGCAUACUGACCAAUUUAGAACUCGAAAAAUUGGGUAGAGAUCGCUACGGUUUGCCAUUAGACGAACGUCAGCGGACGGAAAACAUUCUUCGUCGAGCCAUCGAAGUGGAACAAGGAGUGGUUGACAAGCUUGAAUUAACGGAGGAACAUCCUGACGGCCUUGAUGUUUCUCUGUUUCACGAUGAAUCUCAGCUGAAACGCAAAUGUGACGACUCGUCGUCGGAAAGUGAGUCGGAUUCCAAAGAAGAAGUUGCAACAACAUCUGGAAGCUCAGCCAAGUCUAGCCAAUCAACCGAACCUAGAACGUCCACCAGCGGGAUUGCUUCAACCUCAUCUGGAAGAGGAACUAAAAGAACCCGUGCAGCAGUUGUUGCCGCCACGCGACAAAAACUGCAACUGAUGCGAUAUCAGGAAGAUGAUGAUGACGAUGACGAAGAGGAAGAUUCAAGCGACGAUGACGAUAUCGAAGGUGACGACAGUAGCAGCGACAGUGAACAAGGAAAGCGAGGCCGACGAAGGCGAUCCCGUCCAGUGCCUGCACCAAAAGCGCGCGUCAGUGUGCGCUCCACACGAGGGAAAAAGCUUGUACCACCCAAAAAGGCUGCACCGAUUCCUAUGAUAAUGAAACGCACGAAGGCAUCGUUCAAAGAAGCCGUGGAAGUUACUAGUAAUCGGAAAAAAGUUGAACGUGUGACUGUGAGUCCGCCUUCACCUAUCGAAAAGGUCGUCACCGUCGACGUUGAAAUGGGUGACAAUGACGCAUCGCCUGUCGAAGAAGAGCCCAAAGAAAUCAAGCUGGAUGCCGUAAUGGCCGAAGAAACGGAAUCCGGCGAAGAGAAAGACGCAAAAAAGACCAAGAAAGCUGAAACCAAAUCAGCCGAUGCAAAGAGCGAAAUAGUUGUGACGGAGGUUAAGACUGAUUCGAAAAACAACGAUACGAACGAAGUGAAAGACGGUAAGAAAGAGGUACCAGCUAAAAGCGAAAAGGAUGCAGUAGGAAACGAGUCAUUAAAAGCUAAAACCGAAAAGGGAGCAGAAGAUGCGAAAGAGGACGUUAAAGUAGUUGAAACCAAGGAAUAACUAGGCAUACUAUUAUCCCCUUUUUUCUAAUUUAAGGUAAAAAUAAAGAGGGCAAAUGGGAGUUAAAACUUUUUGUUUUUCUGAUUUACCAAUUUCAGCGUUUUUCCCAGUGACUCUUUUGAGUAGUCUGGAAUGUUUCGAACUGAACUGAUUUCAAAUCCUGCAUUUGCUAUAUUUCGCACCGUUUGUGGCACGGGUUUUGGUAUUGCCUAUUCCAAAUGAUCGUGUCGAAAAUUGAAUGUUUCCCUUGAGGAGAAGCAAACAAACAAUGUGACCAGUUGAAUUUGCAUGGAAUUCUUAUUUUUUUAAAGAGGUUGUUGACAACUGGUAUUUCAUAUUGCCUUUGGUCGAUGGCAAAGGGUACAAAACUGGGCAAUCAGGGGAGCUAUUUUGCGACGUGAUUUGCUUUCUUCGCAGAACUAUUGGUCUAUUUCUUUCGAAUCAACCCGGAAACACAAAAGAAA